Messenger RNA from Phaeodactylum tricornutum CCAP 1055/1, 3973 nucleotides. RefSeq names its product damage-specific DNA binding protein 1 (gene DDB1). The transcript has 8 exons. The record is from RefSeq and is a predicted model, not a curated record. Gene Ontology annotation, cellular component: nucleus. Gene Ontology annotation, molecular function: nucleic acid binding; protein binding. The coding region runs from base 38 to 3892 and encodes 1284 amino acids. NCBI's taxonomy places the organism in Eukaryota, Bacillariophyta, Bacillariophyceae, Surirellales, Neidiaceae.
GCAUCUUUGGCGAUUGUCUCUCUUCGACUGUCUGUCCAUGAGUGCUUCUACCAAGAAGGAAGCGGCGCACUACGUGGUGACCGCACAUCCGCCGGGAGGGGUUUUGUUGACGGCGAAAUGCAACUUUACGUCACCCUUUUCGCUAGACGUAUUGGUCGCCAAAUCGCGCCGUCUCGAAGUCCGUCAGCUGCGCACGACGACGGAAGGGCUUUCACCCUUUCCUAUCCUCGCCAGUGUCCCCAUUAACGGUCGCAUUGUGGGUCUCGUCCCCUUCAAGGUUCACGGUAGUGACACAUCCUACGUAUUCGUGCUGACGGCGCGGCAGCAAUACGCGGUCCUCGCCUACGAUCGAACGAACAGCGGGUCUGCGGCCUAUCCCCUCGUGACCCUGGCUUCGGGAACCUUGCAGAGUCAGGAACACGCAGUUUUGGGACAAGAAGCGGAAUCGGGACCAAUCGUAGCGAUUGAUCAUUUUCACCGUUGUAUUGCGCUACACGUCUAUGAUGGUCUCCUCACGAUCAUUCCCAGUACCCGUACACUCGCGUCGCAACAGCUUUUGGGGACGCCAUUUCAUUGCCGUAUCGAAGAACGUACCAUUCUGCACCUGGCCUUUUUGCAAAUACCCUUCGAAGCCUUGCCCCAACUAGCAGUCUUGCACCAGGAUGCUCGCGGGGCACAGCACAUCACGUCGCACGUCAUCAAUUGGAAACGCAAAAAUAUAUUUCUGUACGGAUCCUCCUCGGCACCGGCUGCUACCGAAUGGUUACAAAAAUCCAACGUCGAUGGCGGAUCGUCGUUGAUUAUCCCCGUCCCCGCGGAAGCCCCACCGGAUUUCGCUCCCGCCAAACAUCGUUCUGGCGGAGUGCUGGUGGUAGGUCAACGCCAACUUACCUUUAUCAAUAACAAUGUAACCAAGGUCGUGCCUAUUCCACAGGCACUCCAUCUGUGUGUGGAAGAAUUGCCCGCCGAUCCCAACGGUGGCUUGCCCCGAUACUUACUGGCCGAUGAGUUUGGCAAUCUGCACAUGGUCACCAUUGUGCUCGUGGUCGAUAAGGUCGUGGCACUCCAAAUAGACACGUUGGGUUCCUGUACAUUGGCAACGUCUAUCGCCUAUUUACGGGAAGGUCUCGUCUUUGUUGGGUCCACCUUGGGCGAUCCGCAGCUUAUUCAAAUACACGACGAGCCCAUUGUCGACGUCGAAGACGAAGAAGACAUGGUUGGAGCCGAAUCAUCCUACCUCAGUGUAGUGGAAGAGUAUACGCAUCUCGGACCCAUUUUAGAUUUUGAUCUCGUUCCGACUGCUCCGGGCGGUGGUGGGCUUGGCCAGACUGAGGGAAUUCACGGUCCGUCUCAAUCCCAAGUCGUGACAGCGUCGGGUUCAUCCAAAUCGGGUUCACUCCGUUUAAUUCGUAACGGAAUUGGCAUGAAUGAAUCAGCGGCGGUCGAAAUUCCCGGCAUACAAAACGUAUGGAGCUUGCGACGAUCGUUUGCCGAUGUUGACGAUACGUAUCUGGUACAAUCGUUCGUGCACGAAACACGCGUACUAGGAGUGACGACAAUGGAUGACAUGUCUCAAGACGAGAAAGAAGGCGAUGUUGCUCCGGGAGGCACUCUGGAAGAAGUUUUUCUUAUCGGCCUGAAGUCAUCCUGUGCAACGCUAUACGUCGGUAACGUCCAAGCGCACCAGAAUGGUCUGCUUCAAAUCACAGAAGGGGAAGUGCGAUUCGCCACAAUGGAGGCCGUGUUGGACACGUGGCUCGUCCCAUCCGGGGCGGCCAUUACUGUGGGCACAGCCAACGAAGCUGGACAAAUAGCAGUUGCCCUCAAUGGCGGAAAGGUGCUUUAUUUGAAGAUAGAAGAAGGGAAGAUCCGGGAAUGUUCGGGGCAGCAAAUGGAACGCGAAGUCAGUUGUUUGAACUUGAAUCCCUUUGCUGCCACAUCACACACGAGCAGUUUUCUAGCCGUCGGCUUGUGGGACGAUUUCACGGUCCGUCUCUUCCUCUGUUUGAUAACGUUGGACUUUUCCAGCGGCACAUCCGGCAAUACCACAUCAACAUCAACUUCACUUUCGUCCACUGGUUCUGGUGUGAAUAUGUUGUUUGUUGGUCUCGGAGACGGUACACUGAUUUCGUUUGCGGUUGUCGAACGGGGUGCAUCAAUUUUCGUGCAGUCAAAGAAAGAAGUCUGUUUAGGAACGCAGCGAAUCGAUCUCGUUCCAUUAUGUACUGAGCAGGGCGGAACGUGCGUCCUAGCGACUGGAGAUCGUCCUACAGUUAUCUACUUGGCAGGUGUCGGUGGAAUUUCUGCAAACCAGUUCAAUCCAAAGCUAUGCUAUUCCAACGUCAACCUCUCAGCCGGUGACGACGAGGAGGAAGACGAUGUCAGCCGACCUCCUUCGCAGCAAAGUAUUGUGGUCAAUGUUGCGACACCAUUCUCGUCAUCACUAUUGUUCGAUUCGGCAACUGGCGGAAGUCAACGCUAUUCGUUGUGCGUGGCGGACGAUUCGUUUCUGCGUAUGGGGAUCAUUGACGACAUUCAAAAGCUUCACGUCACAACUUGUCGACUAGGAAUGGCUCCCUGUCGAAUCGUUCAUUGUGCCGACGGUCGAUUGUUCGCCGUAGGCUGUAUCGAAAGCGGUAUCAAGCAAUUCAGUUUGGGUGGGGACGAGGCGAACAUGGGCAACUGCAUUCGUUUUAUGGAUGACGCCAAUUUCGAUGAUAUCCAUCGAGUGGAUCUCGAACCAUUUGAAAUGAUAUUGUCAAUGGUGUACGCCACGCUACGGAUUCCGUCUGACGGAGAUCAAUCGGACCAACCCGUACAUAGGCCGUUUUUGCUGGUUGGUACCGCAUACGCAAUGCCAGACGAAGAUGAGCCAAGUCGUGGUCGCAUUCUUGUCUAUUCUUGCCAAGCGGACGAGGCUUCCGGGACGCCAACCAGCACACGUGCAGUGCGACAGAUUACGGAAAUGUCGACGCAAGGCGGUGUCUACAGUAUUUGCCAGUUCUACGACGGCAAUUUUUUGUGUACUGUCAAUUCCAAAACACAUGUUGUGCAGAUUGUUGCGGAUUGUGGUGUCUUGCGGCUAGAGUACGUGGGAAUCGGGCACCAUGGACACAUAGUGAGCUUGUUUGUGAAAAGCCGAGCGAAACCUCUGGCAAUUGUGGGAGACUUGAUGAGGUCAGUUAGCUUAAUGCAGUACUACCCUCAACAUGAAACUCUUGAGGAAGUUGCGCGAGACUUCAACCCAAACUGGACGACCGCGGUGGAAAUGCUUACGGACGACGUGUACAUUGGUGCCGAAAACUGGAACAAUCUUUUCUGCCUUCGACGCAACAAGGCUGCUACCAGUGAAGAGAUUCGCUGUCGAUUGGAUAACAUUGGAGAGUUUCACCUAGGAGAAAUGUGCAACAAAUUUAUGAGUGGCAGUCUUGUCAUGCCGGUCUCUUCCAACUCCACCACAUCAAGCCGGAGGGCCACUUUGUUCGGAACAGUAGAAGGCUCUCUAGGGGUUAUCCUGGGCUUGGACGGGAGAACUGCUGCUUUCUUUAUCACGCUGGAAAGAGCAAUUGCCAAAACGAUUCAGCCUGUGGGCGGUUUCUCUCAUCAGCUAUACAGAUCUUGCCAAGCUGAGCUCCGUGUUCAUCCCGCGCAUGGUUUUGUUGAUGGCGAUCUAGUUGAGACAUUUUUGGAUUUGGAUCGAAGGACGAUGGAGGCAGUUGUGGCUGAAAUGAAUCGGGACGGCGGGUGGGAAGUGGAUGAUUUCGCGAACUCAAGGUCUGACGAGAACAAUGAUAGUUCCAAGGACACCGACAGGAUCAACCUCGAAGAGCGAUCCGAGCUGUCUAUUGACGACGUUUUAGCGAUGGUAGAGGAGAUGACAAUGCUUCAUUGAGUACUACAACAAGUUAUGCGAUCUAUACCUACCUAUACAUUAUAGCGUGUUGUGCGGCCCUUGAGAUGCAAAAGAAGGGUC